UUCUCCGCAAAGCGCGCCGCGGUCAGCUAUGAAUGACGGCGGGAUGCAAACAGAACGGACCGCGAGUGCGACGCUAUCGCCAGAGAACCGGGCUCUGAUUGAUAGCGGCUUGCACGAGUUGCUGGCGGCUGUCUAUCCUCGCGUAACCUCGAUACAAACCUUCAUUUCAGAGAUCGAUAAUGCUGCACCGCCGGUUUUGGUGGAGGCAUUUGACACCGAUAACUACAAGCGCUUUAUCUCUCAACUCAUCGUCUGCGUCCCCAGGGAGGCAAAGCCUCUAUGGCGGCCGGUCACAUUCCAGCAGCUAUCUACACAGAGCGAAGUGGUUAUGCGAGUCAUUCAAAGGAUUUGUGAAAAAAGGAAGAGAAACGUGCUAACGUUUGGUUACAGCAAUGCGAAGGAAACCAGUUUCAUCCCUGUUAGAUCUACCCCCAACGUACAAAGUUACCAAAUAAAUACCACCACGGCUGUUAUCAAGACCAGUGUGCUGUGGAAAACGCUGGUGAGCAGGAUUGGCGAUGAUGUUAUGAUGUAUUUGCUGGAGCAUUGCUCUCUCUUUAGGCUAGUCCCACCAAGCUGUUGCUUUCAGUUAUGUGGAGUUCCCAUCUAUAGUCUUCUUUCAAGUGGUACGCAACUCCAGUCUGUCUGGCUUAGGCAGAGGCCAGUGCAAUAUCAGUCCAGCCUUGUGCUGAGUCAUGCUCGAAAGAAAGUUAACUUCUAUAAAGAGUUCCUUUCAAGGAGGAGGAAAUGGAAGGAAGGAAUAUCAGGAGGUGGAAAUCUAUUGGCAAAAGGACCUCUCAGUACAGACCCCCACAAGCAGAAAUUCGGAGGACCACCACGUGCUGCUCGGGCCAAAUCUGUGAAGCGGGCAAGACUCAAAGCCGAUAUUGGAAGAUGGGCAUCAGAGGACAUUGCCGCCAAAGCUGGAAGGUCACUAAAACGAUCUCUGGGCGAGGACAGAGUGGAGGCUCCUGCAAAGAGGUCAAGGGGAAGUGAGCUGUCAGUACUGGUGGAAAAUAAAGUGACGGAACGUGAAAGGUUGCUUGUGGAAAAUGAGUCGUGUGAAUCCCCUGAGGCUGCUGAGCAGUCUGGCAGUAUAAGUGAUCUGUCGGAUAAAGGAACUGUGGAAUGGACUGAAGCUAGUAAUAUCACUGAAUGUAAAUCGAAAUAUCCCAAAUUCACGUCACUGAUGAGCAGAGUGGACAAAAGUAUCAGUGUUGUCUCCAAAAGGCAGGGUACACGGACUGAUGCCAGGGCACAGGAGCCUGCUGGAGGAAAAACAAGUGGGUGUGUCAUGUAUGGUAUAGACAUUGUUUCUUCUGACAAAGGUGUCCUGUCCCCUGUAGCUGAAGAGCAGGGUACACUGUUCACAAGACUUAAGGCUAAAGGUACGGUGAUGCACUACGAACGUGGAAAGGGUUUUGAUAACUUCUCUGCUGCAGAAUCUGGUGAACAGAGUGAAUGUACGGAAAUGGAAUGUGCAAGAGUGAAAAAGUACAAACAAGGUGGCAGGGAAACGAGCGGAAAUCCAAGCACUGCGCUCAGCAGCAUGUACACCAGUGGAGAGAACACUUACUGGGAUGCUGCCGGUAAAAAUGGACAUUGUCACACAGAGUUUGGUGGAAUAGUAAAGCCUAAAUACUCUGGGAUGUCACUGCAUCCAUCUAAAGAUGCUCCUUCAAUAAAGAAAAAAUCCUGGAGUGAAAUUUAUAUUGAAAGAGGAAGUAUAAUGUACUGCAAUACUAAUUCUGAAUGUUUGCCAAAGGCAUUUAUAUUAAAUCAGUUGCAAGAAUUCAGCACAGGCGGCCAGAGACUUGUCGAAGCCAUAUUCUUGAGCAGAAAUGUGUCAGGGGCGAAGGUGGCCCAGGUGCAGUGUAGCAAUCACUGGAGAAGGAAAAGGUUUCCAAAGCGCUACUGGCAAAUGAGAAAUAUUUUCCAUCGAUUGUUAAGAAAUCAUAAACGUUGUCCGUAUCUGCAAAUAUUAUCCAGAAAUUGCCAAGUGAGCAUUCAGAAAGGAGGAAAGGUCAAUAAGGCUUCACAUGCUGAGUCAAAUAAUGAGCCAAACUCCUCUUCUGUUACAGAGAAGGCUUUAGGGCCUCCCAUCAGCAGAGCUGCGGGCUUUAAACCUAAUACUCCUAUUUCUUCAAGUGACAACCAAAUUGAAAAACAACAACAGAUAUUGAACAAAAGUUUAACAGGUCAUGUUUCAGUGAGCAAUGAUCUUCCUGGCCACAAUUUAACACCGAGAAGAUGCUUGGAAGAGUGUGCACAUUCUUGGAGAUCUUCGGAGUGUCCUGAGCAGAGUUGUCCUCCUGAAGAUCCAGCAGCGGAACCAAAAACACAUGAAGAGAUCAGAGCAUCUGCAGACGUUGAGCGUAAUGAGGGAUCGUGUGGCUCGGACCAGGAUAUGCUACUUUUGCUUAAACAGUACAGCAGUCCACUUCAGGUCUACCGGUUUGUGAGGGAGUGUUUGGUCAGGGUUAUAUCGGAUGAGCUUUGGGGAUCAAAUCACAACAAAUGCCGUUUCCUGAAGAAUGUGAAGAAGUUUAUUUCCUUGGGGAAAUUUGAUAAAUUCUCUUGCAGCGAACUGAUGUGGAAAAUGAGAGUGAAUGACUGUGUAUGGCUUCAACUGAACAAAGCCCAGCACUUUGUCCCUGCGUCAGAACACCGGUUACGUGAAGAUAUCCUGUGUCGGUUCCUGUUUUGGCUAAUGGACGUUUACGUGGUACAUCUACUCAAGUCGUUCUUCUACAUUACGGAGACAACGUUCAUGAAAAACACACUUUUCUACUAUAGGAAACGUGUUUGGAAGGAGGUGCAGAGGAUUGGUAUGCGAAAUCAUCUAGCAAAAGUACAACUACAGCCAAUUUCAUACAAGGAUGUGGAACAGAAACUCCAGCAGAAGAGCACAGCACCCCCUUCCAGUUUACGGUUUAUUCCGAAGAAAAAUGGCUUGCGGCCAAUUGUGAAAAUGCGAAAUAUAGCAGGAUCAAAGUCUUCUGGGAAAGGCCGAAAUCUCAACUGGACUCAGCUGAAAGUCCUUUUUGACGUCCUGAAUUACGAAUGUCAACAGAAACCGUCCCUAAAGAGCUGCUCUGUGUAUGGACUUGAUGACAUUUAUAAAGCAUGGAGGGAGUUUGUGUUACAGAAUUUGAAAGCUGAAAAAGUGAGCAGGGGGCAUCCUUAUUAUUUUGUCAAAGCAGAUGUUACUGGUGCCUAUGAUGCUAUUCCACAUGCCAAGUUAAUGGAAGUCAUUUCAGGCAUACUGGAUCUCAAAGUACCAGAGAACUAUUGUAUACGGCGCUAUGCAAAAAUCUGGGUGGAUGCUGCUGGACAAGUUAGAAAGACAUUUAAAAGACAGGUUUCCACUUUGAUGGAUCUAAUGACAACCAUGAAGGAAUUUGUGUCACAUCUACAACAGAAAGACUGUCUGCAAAACACUAUACUGGUAAACCAGGGUUUAACACUAAAUCAGAACUCUGAAGACGUGUUCACCUACUUCAAGCAAAUGAUCGAAAGCAACAUUAUCAGUAUUGGGGGCAAGUAUUAUGUGCAGUGCUGUGGAAUACCACAGGGUUCUCUGGUCUCAGCCUUGCUUUGUAGCUUAUGUUAUGGGGACAUGGAGAACAAACUCUUAAGUGGAAUUCAGGAGGAUGGGUUGAUGAUGCGACUGAUUGAUGACUUUUUGCUAGUUACACCGCACUUGUCACAUGCUAAAAGGUUUCUAAGAACUCUGGCUGCAGGGAUUCCAGAAUAUGGCUGCUUCAUAAGUCCGCAUAAAACUGUCGUCAACUUUCCUGCCGAUGAGGAUAUUCCAGGCUGCAAAAUGGCCAGAACAUUGCCAGGACACAGUCUUUUCCCAUGGUGUGGUCUGCUGUUCGAUACACAGACACUGGAGAUCUACAGUGACUAUUCCAGCUAUGCAAAUAUCUCCAUUAGAUCAAGUCUUACUUUCAGCUGUAGUUCUAACGCUGGACAAAAUAUGAAGAGGAAACUACUGGCUGUUCUGAAGCUGAAAUGUCACCAUAUAUUCUUGGAUCUUGAGGUCAAUACACUGAGAACAGUUGCCAUCAAUGUCUAUAAGAUUUUUCUUCUCCAGGCUUACAGAUUCCACGCUUGUGUUUUGCGGCUCCCUUUUGGACAAAGAAUAAAGGACAAUCCUUCUUUCUUCCUCGAUGUCAUCUUUGACAUUGUUACUUGUUGUUACACCAUUCUUAAAGCUAAAAACCGAGGGAUUUCUUUAGGCUCCAAAGAUGCUUCUGGUCCUUUACCUUUUGAAGCGUCCCAGUGGCUGUGCUGCUGUGCUUUCACUGUCAAGCUCUCCAGUCACAAGGCUGUUUACAAGUGUCUCCUGGGACCUCUGAAAACCUGCAAGACCAAAUUGCAAAAGAUUCUACCACAUUCCACAGUCCAGUUGUUGCAGAGUAUAACCCAGCCAUCUCUUCAUCGAGAUUUUGCUGCCAUCUUAGACUAAAGCAGAACUGGAAAUUCUUGACUUGAAUAUUGAACCAAGAGACCUGUACCAAGAGACGGAGGCAACAUCUUUAAUGCCAUGGUGUUAGAAUUCUCCAGACAUGAACUUUUAAUUGCAGAUGGAGAUGUUUGUGUUGUCCCUGCAAUGAUUUGUCACAUGUUUCUCAUAAAAGGAAUUUGCCUUUAAUUGUAUCGAGCCGAACAAUUGUGCUCACAAGCAUUGAGGCUGGGCAUCACUUAUUCUUGCAACACUGAGUUGGUCCAUUUGGAGGGAUUUCAAUCAGUUUGCAUAGGAUAAUAAUUAAUUAGACCUUUUAUUGAAAAGGUAGUGUUGAGAAACUUUGGGAGGCACCCUUUGAACAUAGGCUUUUAACAAUUUGAUAGAAGGAGAGCUCAUAGAGCCUUUGAGCUUGAAACUUUUGAGUGGCUGGUCAACUGAUAUAAAAUAUGGGGGUAUUCUGCACUUGAAAAAGGCUUUAUGCAUGUGGUAGAGGGAGUUUUAAGUUGUAUUUUUAAGAUCUAUGGAAGUGAUGCUUCCUUUAGCAAUCUCCUACUGGUUAUGGAAGAAUUUCAUAUAUCCCAGAAAAUUGGUGUCUCUGUAACUUUAGCUGGAUAAAGGAUUAACUGUUUGACUGCUGCUCAGUCUUAGGGGGGAAACAGUCACACCAUCGAUAAGGCGUGUUUUUUUUCCAACUCGUUAAUUAUGUCACACUUUAAUGAAGUAGAUUUUCUUCAGGUUUAUUACUGCUGACACAAAUGUUUAGGAACAAAAAACAAUUGUGGGAGUGAAAUUCCAGUCCGUUAUUUGAUCGUGUUCUUAGUAUGGAUAAAUCACAUCAUGCUUCGACCAUUAUUUAUAAUGCUAGAAUUGACAUAACUGUAGAGAAAAUAAGGGUGAUCCUCAAUUGUUUUUGGUUGUAAGCAUUGGCCUAACAUUUUAUGGAACAGAUAAUUGCAUGAAAUUUUUCAGCAUGAACACUGCGUAAUUCAACCAUCUUCUGAUUACAGGUUAUUUGCUUCUAAUAAGUUGAAGCAAGAUUUGAUUUCCCUUUCCAAAAUUGAUGAUACAGCUUUUAAAUGACUUGGUAAAAUUGUGUUUUCUUGUCACUGAAUAAAAUAAUUAAAUGUGAUUAUAGCAAUGUGUGUUACAUGGAUAU
This is a messenger RNA of Mobula hypostoma (lesser devil ray), 5630 nucleotides long. RefSeq names its product telomerase reverse transcriptase (gene tert). Gene Ontology annotation, molecular function: telomerase RNA binding; telomeric repeat DNA binding. The transcript is spliced from 17 exons. Lineage: Eukaryota; Metazoa; Chordata; Chondrichthyes; Myliobatiformes; Myliobatidae. Gene Ontology annotation, cellular component: telomerase catalytic core complex. The record is from RefSeq and is a predicted model, not a curated record. Gene Ontology annotation, biological process: telomere maintenance via telomerase. Bases 29 to 4474 code for a protein of 1481 amino acids.